AUGUCUCUCGUCGCGGACCUCGUUCACAUGAACAAGUUCUUGACAGCGCAGCGGAGUUGCUUGGCGCCAGACGUUUGGAACGCGGUCGCGGACGCGCAAGCUGGGGCACUGGCGCAGAGGAUGGUGGCGGCUCGCCUUUCGGCGGAGGAGGCAACUGGCCUUGCAGAGACCAUUGCCCAUGGGCCUUGGUCUGAGGCCAAUAGGGGACGCUUGGGGGAGGCACUCUCGCAUGCACUUGCGGGGACGGGGAGCAAGGGCCGUCGCCCCAACCAAGUGCUGAGUGCCGGGUUUUCGGCCUUUCUCAGCCCGAAGGACAAGGAGGUCAUGGCGUCCGAUGAGCAUCCGUUCGUCAAGGUCCGAACGCUUGUAAGCCGGUGCUGCGCUCUGGGGCUCCACUUGCCCAGUGAGAAGGCCAUUGGCCAGGUGGUGGCAGCUGGACUUGAGGCAGGGCUCCAGGCAACGCAUGCCACUGAUCGGCUGGGUCUCAUCCAUCAGUUCAAGCUGCAGCUUCGCAAGGCUUGCAAGUUGAGUCCGGGCUUGGAGAAGUUCAUCCAGGAGUUCCCGUCGUCGCCGCACGCGUUACCGCAGGAGGUGCUGCAGAAAGCUUACAGCGAGGGCGAUCUGCCACCAAGGCAGUCUUCAGAUCUGGCCACACCGCCAGCGCAGUGUGUUCCCUUGAGGAAGACCAACCGGCUUGUUCGGUCCGACAGCGCUGUGGGUGGAGGAGGGAACUCGAUGGAGGCGGCAACAUGCCAGGCCAUGAUGGGCCACGUGUUCCAGAUGUUUCAGGCAUGCGUGAACGGCGGCAGCGCCUCUGGUUUGGUUCCUGGGCUUCAGGUCUUUUCCGACAAAAGGAGGCAGAAAGCAGUUUCCAACGCCGCCUCUCUGUCCGACACGCCUUCGACGCAGAAAGCCGUUUCCGACGCCGCCUCGCUGUCCGACACGCAUUCGACUGAUAAAGCAGACUCGCAGGGCUCGUCUGGUAGCGCGCAGUUCAGCCUUAUGGACAGCGCCUACAACGCACGAUCUGAGCAACAGAAGACCGGCAAGGCGGCAGAGCAAGAAGAGAAAGCAUCCGAAGGAGUUGGGGCUGCCACAACCUUUUACCGGCAGGGGAAGAUUCACAGGUCCGAUGCCACUGAAUCCUGGAGGGUCUUUGUUCACAAAUCGGAUCGGUGCGAUAAGAAGAUCCGUUGGCAUGGUGAUGAGGAGGGCGCCUGGAAGAAAGCCCUGCACAUGAUUGACGGUGCCGCAUGA
Molecule: messenger RNA, 1257 nt
Organism: Effrenium voratum
Lineage: Eukaryota; Dinophyceae; Suessiales; Symbiodiniaceae
Source: the annotation of a GenBank genome assembly